Lemur catta (Ring-tailed lemur) is the source of this 2876-nucleotide messenger RNA. It is a transcript of the gene RGS4, whose product is annotated as regulator of G protein signaling 4. The record is from RefSeq and is a predicted model, not a curated record. The coding region runs from base 196 to 813 and encodes 205 amino acids. The transcript has 5 exons. Lineage: Eukaryota; Metazoa; Chordata; Mammalia; Primates; Lemuridae.
CUGCAGAGCUGCCCCCUGAUUGGCUGCACGAUCCCGGCUGGGCUAUAAAAGAGACCCGCGGCGCGGGCGGGGGAGACGCCGGAGGAUCCUGGCAGCAUCUUCCCCGGGAAAACGCCAAGUGCGCUCAAAGCAGGAGCCGCAGCUCCUCCCGCCGCGUUUCUUUCCUACCUGCGACUCCCGCACCGUCCAGACAAGAUGUGCAAAGGGCUCGCAGGACUGCCGGCUUCCUGCUUGAGGAGUGCGAAAGAUAUGAAGCAUCGGUUAGGCUUCCUGCUGCAGAAGUCCGAUUCCUGCGAACAUAAUUCUUCCCACAGCAAGAAGGACAAGGUGGUUAUUUGCCAGAGAGUGAGCCAAGAGGAAGUCAAGAAAUGGGCUGAAUCACUGGAAAACCUGAUUACCCAUGAAUGUGGACUGGCAGCUUUCAAAGCUUUCCUGAAGUCUGAAUACAGCGAGGAGAACAUCGAUUUUUGGAUCAGCUGUGAAGAGUACAAGAAAAUCAAAUCGCCAUCUAAACUAAGUCCCAAGGCCAAAAAGAUAUACAAUGAAUUCAUCUCAGUCCAGGCAACAAAAGAGGUGAACCUGGACUCGUGCACCAGGGAGGAGACAAGCAGGAACAUGCUGGAGCCCACGAUCACCUGCUUUGACGAAGCACAGAGGAAGAUUUUCAACCUAAUGGAGAAGGAUUCCUACCGCCGCUUCCUCAAGUCGCGAUUCUAUCUCGACCUGGCCCACCCUUCCAGCUGUGGGUCCGAGAAGCAGAAAGGAGCCAAGAGCUCUGCAGACUGUGCCCCCCUGGUCCCACAGUGUGCGUAACUCGCACCCGGAGGCAGGGGGCUCACACGCCAAGACUCUAUGCUCUGGGAAACCCGAGGCCAAACAUUGAUCUGUAUUAAGCUCCAGUGCUUUACCCACAUUGUAGCCUAACAUUCAUGCUGCUGCCAUGUGUGAGUCACUGCCGUCCAUAAACUAGAUUUAGUUUGGGUGUUCGAGCGUUCAUCAGGGCAGGACCCCAUUCUCAUCCAAUGUCCCCACGUUUCUUUUAGGGUGCCAUGUGAGCAAUUUCUCAAUAAUGGCCUCGUGGGUCUGGAUUUUCAAAGAUCGUUGGCAAUUCUCUCCUCCCAACAGUUUGACCUCAGAUGGGUUGAUGAGGACAUUUCGUGUGACAUCCACAUGCACAUGUAUUCCGUGAGCCAGCACUUUCUCCAGACUCCAGAUGUUUAGAGGAGGGUGACCUGUUAUAUGUAUGUUUGUGUGUGUCUGCAUAUAUUUUAUAGAUACAUACAGACAUACACACAUACAUUCUCUGUGUGUAUAUACAUAUCGAUGUUCUUGUAUACGUGUGUGUGAGUGUAAGAUGCAGGACUACCUGGGAAGGACCCUAGGUGCUCACAACUAGAGUGCAUGUGUUUACGUACAUACACAUCCGUUCUGAUCUCUGGUCUUUCAUACCGCAUUGGAACAGGGCAAACUGAACUCACUGCCAUGAGAGCUAAUAGAGAAAUGCUCACGUGUAGGAAGCUGAGUCUGCAAAACUCCAUGGGUCUUGCUGGAGAGGCAUCCAAGGGACGUCACGCUUAAUUUAACCACUGACAGCCUCCACCUUGAGCACUAUUCAGAGGAGCAAAUAUCAUAAAGACACAGAGCUUUCUUAGGCUGGUUAUCACGAACGGCACUUUUGAGUCCCUAAGCUGCUGGCCUUCCCUUCUCUGCCAGGGUGCUCAGGCCAUGCUUGUUGGCAACCAGGUUGGUACAGAGUUGGGAGACGGAUGCUCAAGCUGAAUGAAAAAAUGCAAUUAAGGCCUUGCCAGCUAUAUCUGCUGUAAGUUAUUAGCUGAGCAAGGGAACAGAAUUUAAAGAUCACUGUUCUUAUUUUCUAUCCUUUUUUUCUUCUCCUGAUUGAGGUGCUCUUCUCACUUUAUUUUUCUCUCCUGAGAACCUUAGCCAUCAGAUGAGGCUCCUUAGUUCAUGGUGGUUGGUUGGUUGUUUUUCUUUUUUUUCCCCCCAAAUGGCUCUAGGCUGUAUGCCUUUAUUUAUAAACCCGCACAGGGAAAAGAUUGUAUUUUAUAAGGGGGAAACAAGUUUUCACGAACUUGAAAAGCCCCUGUGCAUUUUCUCUUUCAAGGUAGAAGAAUCUUGUUAAUUUCAUCCCAAACAUCAGGACUAACCAAGGCCUAAGGCAUUUUUUUUCUCGGUUCUGAGACUAAAUGAGAGGGAAAAGAAAGGUUAAAAAAAAAAAAAAAAAGGAUACCCAAUGUUAAAACUACUGACUACUGUUUGGAACUUUUCAAGGCACAUGAAAUACUUGAAAAUUUCACGUUUAUGUUAUUUAUGAUGUUUUGUACAAUGUUCUUAUUAUUAUAUUGUUUUAUAAAUGGAGGUGCAGGAUAUCACCUGAAUUAUUAACGAAUGCCCAGGAAGUAAUUUUCUUCUCAUUCUUCUAAAACUAUUGCCUUUGAAAGGGCGCGCGCACACACACACACACACACACACACACACUACAUCUGUUGCUCCAGUAUAAGUCACAUGUAUGAGCAACCUUGUGGCUUUUAAGCCAAUGGACUGGGCUGCAAAAUGAAGACACCGGAGUAUGUGUGUGAGUCUCAUUGUAUUAAAGAUGUAGGUUUUCUGAUUGUACCUUUCUCGUCUCUCUGGCAGUCUUGCUCUUAAUGUCCCUGGAGGUCCUCAAGAGUGUCCCUUUCUGUGCCACACAGUCCCACAAUUUUGUCUCUAAUUGACUUCCAGUGUGAAACUUUAUUGAUCUCACCCUGUUCUAAUUGUCAUCAUUUUCAGAUUGUACCUGUACUCACGGACGGCUGUCUCACAGAUAGGUCUGGAAAGUCAUUCUGAAUGAGAAGUAAAUUAUUUUAUGUAAUACA